CACACCAAAACAUGGAUGAUUAUUGAACUGAAAACCCAACCCAACUCCAAGACACUGACAGAUAGAGCCUAACGGAUAUUAUUUUGGCUGAAUUCCACAUCCAAUCUCCAUCUCACAAAAAAAAUGGAGAAUUGGUUCAUCGUCCUCGUCUCCUUCUCCAUCUGCUCUCUUCUCACCUCCAUUUUCACCCUUCUCCGUACCUCCUCCAAGCUUCCACCAGGCCCUCCUUCAAUCCCCAUCCUCACCAAUUUCCAGUGGCUCCGCAAAUCCACCCUCCAAAUCGAGUCUCUACUUCGUAGUUUCGUCGCAAAAUAUGGCCCCAUCAUCACCCUCCCCAUCGGCACCCGCCCCGUCAUCUUCAUCGCCGACCCCUCCAUCGCCCACAAGGCCCUCGUCCUCAACGGCGCCCUCUUCGCCGAUCGUCCACCGGCGCUACCUGUUGCCAAGAUCAUUACCUCCAACCAACACAACAUUAACUCUGCCUCUUACGGCCCACUCUGGCGCCUCCUCCGCCGUAAUCUCACUUCCCAAAUCCUCCAUCCUUCCCGUCUCAAAUCCUACAGUGAAGCUCGCAAGUGGGUUUUGGAUGUCCUUAUUAAUCGGUUUGUUUCUCAGUCUGAAUCGGGAAAUCCCGUUUGUGUUAUUGAACAUUUUCAGCAUGCUAUGUUCUGUUUGUUGGUGUUGAUGUGUUUUGGGGAUAAGCUUGAGGAGUCCCUGAUCAAGGAAAUUGAAGACGUGCAUCGAGUUUUGCUUUUGAAUUUUCAACGUUUUAGCAAUCUUGAUUUGUUGCCUAAAUUGUCCAAGAUUUUCUUCCGAAAACGUUGGGAGGCAUUUCUUGAAAUCAGAAGAAAGCAAGAUAAAGUCGUCAUCCCAUUGAUUGAAUCAAGAAGAACAGCCAUCCAAAACAGAGCAAGCAGUGCCAAAAAUGAAGACAAAGAAGGUUUUGUGUUUUCAUAUGUGGACACACUGCUUGAUUUAAAGCUCCCUGAAGAGGACAAUAGAAAGCUCACUGAUGAGGAGAUGGUCACCCUGUGCUCGGAGUUCCUCUCCGGCGGCACCGACACAACUGCCACGGCGCUGCAAUGGAUAAUGGCAAAUUUAGUGAAGAACCCAGAAAUCCAGAAUAAGCUUUUGUCAGAAAUGAAAGGAGUGAUGGGAGAUGGAUCAAGGGAGGAGGUAAAGGAAGAGGAUUUGGAGAAACUACCAUAUCUGAAAGCUAUGAUUUUAGAGGGAUUAAGAAGACACCCACCAGGGCAUUUCUUGUUGCCACACGCAGUGAAAGAAGACACCAUAUUGGAAAAUUAUGUGAUACCAAAGAAUGGUAUAGUAAAUUUCAUGGUGGCGGAGAUAGGUUGGGAUCCAAAAGUGUGGGAAGAUCCGAUGGCGUUUAAGCCGGAGAGGUUCAUGAAAGGCAACGAAGGAGAAGGAGUUGAGUUUGAUAUAACAGGAAGCAAAGAGAUAAAGAUGAUGCCUUUCGGAGCAGGGAGAAGGAUGUGUCCUGGAUUAGGCCUUGCAAUUCUUCAUUUGGAGUACUUCAUUGCAAAUUUGGUAUGGAGAUUUGAGUGGAAGGAAGUAAAGGGAGAGGAAGUUAGUCUUUUGGAGAAGGUAGAGUUCACAGUGGUGAUGGAGAAGCCUCUUAAAGCCAACAUUAUUCCAAGGUGAAAAGCCUCUUAAAGCUUUGUGCCUUGUGAGUCCAAAUUAAAUGCAAAGGCAGGCUAAACACAACACAAGACUAAGGCUUUGCUUUCGCUACUUAGUUAUGUAAGAAAUUGAAUCAUGUAUUAGCACAAAUAUGAACCUGUUCUACUCAAUUAACUGCAUUUGCAUUAGGUACAAAAGAGAUAUGAGUAAAUUCAGCUUAAAUUAUAAGCUUGGUAGCUUGUGUCUAAAAGGUUUAUGAAGUUUAAAAAAUAUGAAAUAUAGAACUUACUAUUGGUUGAUUGUUACA
Messenger RNA from Cucumis sativus (cucumber), 1948 nucleotides. RefSeq names its product cytochrome P450 89A2. The coding region runs from base 124 to 1662 and encodes 512 amino acids. The transcript has a single exon. Lineage: Eukaryota; Viridiplantae; Streptophyta; Magnoliopsida; Cucurbitales; Cucurbitaceae. The record is from RefSeq and is a predicted model, not a curated record. Gene Ontology annotation, cellular component: membrane. Gene Ontology annotation, molecular function: oxidoreductase activity, acting on paired donors, with incorporation or reduction of molecular oxygen, NAD(P)H as one donor, and incorporation of one atom of oxygen; heme binding; iron ion binding.